Micromonas commoda is the source of this 380-nucleotide messenger RNA. RefSeq lists its product with no specific name. The annotation marks the transcript as partial. NCBI's taxonomy places the organism in Eukaryota, Viridiplantae, Chlorophyta, Mamiellophyceae, Mamiellales, Mamiellaceae. The transcript is spliced from 2 exons. The record is from RefSeq and is a predicted model, not a curated record.
AUUCGCGAGGGGAUGAGCAAGCACAGGGAGGACGUCAAGGAGAAGAUAAUCGUGGAUCUGAGCGCGUCUAACGAGCGGCUGGAGACGGAAAACCGCAAGCUGAAGGUGGCGGCGAUAGGCAUGAUGGCGCAGCUGAGGGAGCUGGGGCACCCGGCGGAUGCGUCCGAGCUCAACAUCAGCGGGAUGGGAUUGUGGACGGGUGGCGACGACGCGGGGACGGAGACAGACAAAGGAGGGGGAAGCCAGCCGCGCAAGGCUGGACCCAAGGCGAAAAAACCGGCGAGCGACGGCGGCGGGACGGAGACGGAACGGCGCCUGAGUUAGUCAGCGCGCGCCUCGACGACUGAGAGUUACCCGUAAUCUAACCUCCUAACCUCGUG